Aspergillus versicolor CBS 583.65 is the source of this 702-nucleotide messenger RNA. RefSeq names its product type 1 glutamine amidotransferase domain-containing protein. The record is from RefSeq and is a predicted model, not a curated record. NCBI's taxonomy places the organism in Eukaryota, Fungi, Ascomycota, Eurotiomycetes, Eurotiales, Aspergillaceae. The coding region runs from base 1 to 702 and encodes 233 amino acids. Gene Ontology annotation, molecular function: glyoxalase III activity. The transcript is spliced from 2 exons.
AUGUCUCCCAAGCAAAAGUUCCUCUUCGUCCUCUCUUCUCAGAGAACCCUCCCAAGUCGCGGCACACCCACCGGAUGGUAUCUUCCAGAACUUGUUCAUCCCUACAAUAAGCUCGCACCCGUCUUCGACAUCGUCGUCUCGUCCCCUGCCGGCGGCGAAGCACCCCUAGACCCCUAUUCGAUCGAGGCGACCAAAGAGGAUCCUGAAUGUGUGGCCUUUCUAAAAGACAAGUCCAGUGUCUGGAAAAAUACUGCAAGGCUCGAUUCACUGCUAGGUAAAGCAUCCGAGUUCGCAGGAAUCUUCUACGUGGGUGGUCACGGCCCAAUGUUUGAUCUUGCGGGAGAUGAAACAUCCCAUACUCUUGCACGGGAGUUCUAUGAGGCUGGUAAAGUGGUAUCUGCUGUGUGUCAUGGCCCUGCCGCUCUGGUCAAUGUCAGGCUAUCCAAUGGGGGGUACCUGGUCGCUGGCCAGCAGAUAACUGGUAUCUCCGACAUGGAGGAGGAGAUUCUGAAGUUUACACAGGAUAUGCCAUUCUUGCUGGAGACGGAAUUACGCAAGCAUGGAGCGAUCUACGAGAAGGCAGACGGUCCCUUUGGCAUCAAGAUUAUCACCAGUGGUGAAAAGGGCAAGUUAGUUACGGGUCAGAACCCUCCGAGCGCCGCAGUGAUCGGCGAAAGCAUCAUCAGAGCUGCCGGCCUGUAA